UAAAUAUAUCACAUUAUAUAUAUUACAUAUCGUUGUUGUAUUGUAUGAGAGGUUUUUAUCUUUCUUAUAUUAUCCAAGCUAUGUACUUUCCGAUUUUUCUAACCGAACAUCAUCAAAGUAAAUUUAGAAUAGAAAAUACACGCUUAAAGUGAUAGUGAAGUAUCUAUUUACGUAGAUUCUUUGAUUUUUUGGAUUAUACAUUUAAUUAUGCAGGCAUUACAUGAAAGAGAUAAUUAUUUAUUUGGGACAUAUUGCGUAUAUUAACAAGCUUAAUAUAUGUGGCUAAAAAUUUAUAUAAGCAAAAUUUAUAUAAGCAAAAUUCGCAAAAUUUAUACCUGAAUAUCUAAACUUUUCAUUCUUUCGUGUCAUAAUAUUUAGCAUUAUUGAUAAAAUAAAAAGAAGAAAGAAAAGAAUAUAAAAACAAAACAGAAGAAAAAAAACGUUGCAUCAGUAUAGUCUUUAUACUGUAAUAUAAUAAAGUAUACCGAUUGUUUGCGAUUCGCACAGGUGGAUGAGAGAAUUAUUUAUGACGGGCGCUAAGCGUGAUUUGGAGGAAUCUGACAUUUAUCGACCACUUAAAGCAGACGAAUCCGAAAAACUGACCGAUCAUCUCGAGAAGUACUGGAAUCUCGAGCUCGAAAAACUGAAAAAUCUGGAAUAUACCGUGAGCAAAAACAAGCAGAAAAUGCCGCUGAAAAAGAGUGUCCGUCCGAAGUUAUACAGGGCUAUUUUCAAAGCUUUUUGGUUGCCAUAUUUUAUAAUUGGAAUCUUCACUUUUAUCCAAAGCAGUGUCAUACGUGUGACGAUACCGAUCCUUCAAGGUUGGAUCAUCGAUUACUUUGCCAGAGAUUCCAUUGCAAAAUACAAGACAGAGAUGAACGAGAUGCUGAUCUAUGUUGCUUCCUUGGUCAUUUGUAACGUCGUCUACAUUAUGAUGAUGCACCAUACAAUGAUACAGUCGCUGCAGAUCGGCAUGAGGAUUCGCGCCGCUUGUAGCUCGCUUCUCUAUCGGAAGUUAUUACGGUUGAAUAGAGCCUCCAUGAACCAAACCGGUAGUGGACAAAUUAUAAAUCUUCUCAGCAAUGAUGUAACUCGUUUCGAUGAAUUAACGAUGUACUUACAUUUUAUAUGGAUUAUGCCAAUUCAGAUGGUAAUUGUGGGAACCAUAAUGUGGCAAAAAGUUGGUAUUUUGAUCCUUGUUGGCAUCGCAUUCCUAUUGUUCAUCUCCCUAAUAAUACAAGGGACCAUCAGCUUGCUAAGUCACCGAAUCAGAGCCAUGAUCGCGCCACUGACUGACCGAAGAGUGCAACUGAUGAGUGAACUCAUUGCUGGGAUACAGGUAGUGAAGAUGUACGCCUGGGAAAAAUGGUUCAGUAAAAUCGUUGCGGUGAUCAGAGAAAUGGAGUUCAACAAGAUCAAAUUCUCAUCGUACAUGCGGGCCGUGUCUGUAGCCAUUAUAAUCUUCACCGAGCGACUAAAUCUCUACUUCACCUUGAUAACGUUUGUUCUAUUGGGAAAUAAUUUGUCUGCCAACGUGAGCUUUGAAAUGUUAAUACACUUUCACUUUCUUCGACAAACCGCCGCAGCAUAUUUUCCGCACGCAUUAAUAACGUUGGGCGAAUCGAUAGUGUCUAUGAACCGAUUGGAGGACUUCCUGUUAAUGGACGAAGUAAAUUUGGGACGCUCAGAGAAGACACCGCAGUUACAGUCUAAAUCUCAGAAACCCGACGAAGCAAAUAAUGAGGAGAAACAUACAGACAAGUACAUCUCGAAAAAUGGAAGUACUGGGCCUUCCGAGCCUCAAGGAUUACCUGUAGAUCUUUCGGUCUGCGUAAAGCUUCAGCACGUUUCCGCCAAUUGGUUAAGCGAUCAGUUGCCACCGACUUUGUGCAAUAUUAACUUGACUAUCAAGCCAGGCCAGAUGUGCGUUAUGAUCGGUGCAGUGGGCUCCGGCAAAUCAUCCGUGCUACAUCUGCUGAUGAAGGAGCUGGAUCUCGGCGCGGGUUCUGCGAGCCUCACACAUGGCUGUCCCAAAUAUAACUUUCACCACAAUUUAUCCAAUUGUUAUUUUACGAGUAAUUCGAAUCUGCGUAUUUCUUAUGCCAGUCAGGAGCCUUGGCUAUUUAAUGGAACUGUGAGGGAUAACAUAUUGUUCGGUCAGCUCUAUGACAAAGCCAGAUACAUGAAGGUGACAAGUGUGUGUGCCUUGAAAAAGGAUUUCCGGCAGUUUCCACAAGGAGACCUGACAAUUGUUGGCGAUAGAGGUAUAUUACUGUCCGGAGGCCAAAGGGCGCGAAUCAAUCUCGCGAGGGCGGUUUAUAGGCAGGCAGAUCUCUAUUUGCUUGAUGAUCCCUUGAGCGCGGUGGAUACUCGCGUUGCUAGGCAUCUCUAUUGGAAAUGCAUCAUCGAGUUUCUCCAUAGCAAAACGAGGAUACUCGUCACUCAUCAGUUGCAAUUUCUCAAACCGGCGGAUCACAUUGUCGUGCUGGAUCGAGGUUUCGUGAAGAUGCAAGGAAGUUACAACGAAUUAGUACAAUCAAACGAAGAUUUUAUUGGGAUGAUGGGCGAUUUGUGUCACGAUGCGCAGAAAAAAGAAAAAAACAUAAAGAGAACCUCUGUAAGCCAAAUAAUCACAAGACGUGCCUCGGAAUUAUCGACUACAAGUUCCAUUCACUCGAACAUUGAAUCGGAUCAUAUCGAGAACAACCCGGAAACCGAGAUGAUGGCACAUGACAAAAUACCCGGCGGAGUGUUCAAGGAAUAUCUGCAUCAUGGUGGCAAUUACUUUACCUUGUUUAUACUGUUGCUGGGCUUCAUCAUCAGCCAGAUCGCCACCACCGGAAAUGAUUACUGGCUCUCAUACUGGAUCACUUUGGAGGAUGUUAGGCGCAUCGAAAACACUAGUGACGCCAAAGAGUUCGCGCACAUGUACAACGACAGCUUCCUCGGGUCGAUCUUUACGCUGAAUCCAGACGGCCUGCUCAGCACUUUAGAUGCCAUAUACGUAUAUACAUUCUGCAUAAUCGCCUGCACCGUUACUACGUUGUUCCGCAGCUUUCUCUUCAUGAAGGUCUGCAUGAACUCGAGCUGGAAUCUCCAUAACAACAUGUUCUCCAAUCUGCUGCAGGCGCGCAUGUCCUUUUUCCACACCAAUCCUUCCGGGAGAAUUUUAAACAGAUUUUCGAAGAGUCCGUUGUUUUCGCAUGUGAAUGCCACGCUGAACGGUCUGCCGACGAUCAGAAGCAGUGGGGCUGGAAUCGAGAAGAUGAUGCGAAAACAAUUCGACGUGUUGCAAGACCGUCACAGCGGCAUAUGGUACCUCUUUUUAACGUGUUCGACAUCCUUCGGUGCCUUUACAAAUCUAAUCAUGUGUCUGUUCCUCGCUUGCAUUUGCUUCUCUCUAAUACUGUUAAAUAAAAAUGGCAGCGUGGUCGACAGCAAAGUAGGUCUAGCCAUAUCGCAAUCGUUGAUCCUGGUCAGUUGUGUGCAGUACGGCAUAAAAGAGUCCAUUGAGACGAUGUCGCUGAUGACCUCCGUGGAGAGGAUUCUUCAGUAUACGAAUCUUCCCAAGGAGAAGCCCAUUACCUCGGGCAAUCCGCCGCCGUCCACGUGGCCGUCUCAAGGACAACUGAUCUUGAAGAACGUCAAUAUGAAGUACCAUAGGGAUGGCCCAUUGGUUUUAAAGAAUCUGAACGUAGCCAUCGAGCCCGGCUGGAAGGUCGGAGUAAUGGGACGCACUGGCGCCGGCAAGUCCUCCCUGAUCACGGCGCUCUUCCGUCUGUUCAACGAAGGUCUGGAGGGCGAGAUUAAGAUCGACGGUCGGGACACAAGCACGGUGGGCCUGAGCGAGCUGCGCUGCAAAAUUUCCAUUAUACCGCAGGAACCGGUGCUCUUCUCCGAGAGUCUGCGUUAUAAUCUGGAUCCGUUCAAUCAGUACGACGACAUGAAGCUGUGGGAGGCGCUGCGGCAGGUCGAGCUGAACCACGUCGCGUUGGACCACAAUGUCUUCUACGGUGGUCACAAUUUUAGCGUCGGUCAGAGGCAGCUCAUAUGCCUGGCUAGGGCCAUUUUGAGAAACAACCGUUUGCUCGUUCUCGAUGAGGCCACGGCUAACAUUGAUUCGCGCACCGAUGCCUUAAUUCAGGAUACAAUAAGGAAGAAUUUUAAAGAAUGCACCGUCAUUACAAUAGCACAUCGUUUGAAUACCAUUAUAGACAGCGAUCGGAUUAUCGUUAUGGACAACGGUUCUAUUGUGGAAUUCGAUUGCCCGUACGAGCUAUUGCACGACAAACCGAACGGUUAUUUUUCACAAAUGGUGGAGAAGACGGGUAUUCAGAUGGCGCAAAGUCUUUUGCAACAGGCGAAGAAAGCUUGCGAGAAGAAUCAUCGUAAAUUGAACUUGUCGGUGCAAAAUACCGAUAACGAGAUUGACGCUAUCAUCGCAGAACAGUCCAAUUUAUAAAUACUUCUAUCAACAAAAUCUUAUA
This is a messenger RNA of Wasmannia auropunctata (little fire ant), 4487 nucleotides long. RefSeq names its product multidrug resistance-associated protein 4-like. The transcript has 16 exons. Gene Ontology annotation, cellular component: membrane. Gene Ontology annotation, biological process: transmembrane transport. The record is from RefSeq and is a predicted model, not a curated record. Gene Ontology annotation, molecular function: ATP binding; ATP hydrolysis activity; ABC-type transporter activity. NCBI's taxonomy places the organism in Eukaryota, Metazoa, Arthropoda, Insecta, Hymenoptera, Formicidae. The coding region runs from base 512 to 4462 and encodes 1316 amino acids.